Messenger RNA from Drosophila obscura, 6704 nucleotides. Its product is annotated as interaptin. The record is from RefSeq and is a predicted model, not a curated record. Lineage: Eukaryota; Metazoa; Arthropoda; Insecta; Diptera; Drosophilidae.
UUUUCAAAACGUUCGCAUCGGAAAAAGUGCGAAGGAGCCUCUACGCCUCGGUUCGACUGGGCCAUCGCGAUUUGUGGCAGUGUGAAAGGGAUGCAGCUAUCUGUAUAAGUAUUUCUUUCGAGUGCUCGUGCGAUCGGCGGUUAUAUUAAAGAUAUCCCACAGAAUAUACAUAUGUGGAUAAAUAUGUAUAUACGUGCGGAGUGCGCGCGUGUGUAAGUGAUUCAAGUGAACAAAAUUAAAUUGGAGAAUCAGCAUUGCGUGAAUUCCAUUCAAAAUAAUUGUAAACAAAUAUUCUGUAAUCUGUGGAAAGCGAAAUAACGAAAACAAUCUAUCUAUCCAUCAAUAUAUCUAUAGAGAACGCUCCGCUCUGAGGAGAUUUAUGGGAAGUGCGCUGCCAUUUAGGAAAAAGAACGUGUUCUAUUUUUAAAACACAGCUAAUUUUUGUGGACGUAAAUGUUUGUAUUAAGUUAAUAUUUCAAAAUUAAAUCAAACAAAACGUGAGCGAAAUCCCAGGGACAAGUGUCCGCAGAAGGAAACGUCUACCCCUGGAUUCGCCCUGGAUGUGGGAGAUCUCUCCUACGUAUGUGCCCCAUAUCCAUCGUGUAAUAAUUAUCCGCUGGUAAAUGCUACUAAAUAAUCGGAUGCAAAACGCACAUCGUCUGGUGCGAUUACGCAACGGAUCUAGAAUCUAGAAUUCGUUUUUGGUGAAUGAAAAAUUCCGCACACCUUGCGGACGGACAGGACAGCGGCAACUGUUGGAGCAGAAGGAGGAGUAGGAGCAGUUGCAGCGGAUGCUGCCCUCCUUCCCCAACGUCCAGCCUCAAGCCAUUCUAAAUGCGGAAAUAUUUUGUAAAGAGAAAAGCUGAUAAGUUGUACAAGAACAGAUGCAUCAUCUGUAUCCAUCGCUGAAAGGCGAUCAGCUAUGCCCACUCGGCUUCCAUCCCCAGACACGCUAUCCCACACGAUGUAAGCGUUGCUUUCGGGACUACAAGGAGCAUGGAGCCCGUCGACCUGGCGAAGAAGUGGCCGCCUCAUCACCAAAUCUCUCCGAUGCCCAGAGUUCGCGGCCUUCCUCUCGAACAUGGACUUCGACGCAGAACCUGAGCCUCAAUUCAAACAAUAGCAAUGAUAUAGAGCUAAAGAAGCGUCCACAGUCCUGGGCCUCCACGCCGGACAUUGAUGAUCCGGCGCAGCAGUCGGCGGCCCGCCGGCCAUCGACAACGUCGGGCAACAUUCGAGCCGCCGAUGAUCAUAAUGUGGCUGUUACGUUCAAGUUGCCGGUGGCGCCGCGUCGUCAUACGACCGCCUUGGACAUCAAGGAGGUGGAACAAGCGCUCACCCCAUCAUCAUCAUCAUCAUCAACCCGUGUCACAUCCUCACCCAGUAAAACUUCAAGUAUUCCAGAUGAGUUAGUCAUCCUAUCGACAGACAGUCUAGCCGAGCGUGUCCGCAAAAUGAAUCUCCUCAAGAAGCAGCGCAGCCUGAACUCGCGGGAAAACAGUCGAGAGCGAUCCGUACCCAGGCGUGAAGAGGACAGUGAUUCAGCGGCGGCAGCACCGCCGGCAGUUCCGGAUCGUCCAGAGCGUAGCAAGUCGGGUACUUCCUUGAACCAGAAUCCACCGCCACAGGCGGAACUGAAACGCGCCUCGCUGCCGCCCAAGAAAGUGGCUGCGCCACCGACAAUCACAGUCACAAGCAGCAGUGGUGGUGGUGGCACAACCACAACGAAAACCACAAGUGCAGUCUCCAGCGAGGUCAAGGCUUCAUCUUCCUCGAGUUCCACCACCAGCUCCAGUUCCACUCGUCGCAAAGAGGCGGAUGCAGGGCAGACCAGCAAAGAAAUCAAAAGACAAACAGUACCCACGAGCAGCAGCAGCAGCACCACCACCACCAAGGAUUCAGGGGCAAUGCAGGAGCAAAUGAAAACACUGCGAAGCGAGCUGGAUACCAUGAAGGCACGCGCCGAACGAGCCGAGAGGGAUAAGAGCGACAUACUGCUGAGGCGUCUGGCCUCCAUGGACACGUCAUCGAACCGAACAGCCGCCUCGGAAGCCCUCAAUCUCCAGCAGAAGCUGAAUGACAUGAAGGAGCAGCUGGACCGUGUCAGCGAGGACAAGCGCAGGCUGAAUCUACGCAUGAAGGAGCUGGAGAACAGGGGCAGCGAGUCGGAGCUGAAGCGCAAGCUGCAGGCGGCCGAACAGAUCUGCGAGGAGCUGAUGGAGGAGAACCAGACGGCCAAAAAGGAGAUACUCAAUCUGCAGGCGGAGAUGGACGAGGUGCAGGACACGUUCCGCGAUGACGAGGUCAAGGCCAAGACAAACCUGCAAAAGGACCUCGAAAAGGCCACCAAGAACUGUCGCAUCCUGAGCUUCAAGUUGAAAAAGAGCGACCGAAAGAUCGAAACCCUGGAACAGGAGCGUCAAAGCUCCUUCAAUGCCGAGCUAUCCACCAAGGUAAAGAAGCUGGAGGAGGAGCUGCGCUUCUCCAGCGAACUGACAAGAAAGUUGCAGAUCGAGGCCGAGGAGCUGCGCAAUCCGGGCAAGAAGAAGGCACCCAUGCUGGGAGUGCUGGGCAAGUCCACAUCGGCGGAUGCCAAGAUCACACGUGAGUCGCUAACACGCGGCGGCUCCCAGGAGGAUCCGCAGCAUCUGCAGCGUGAACUGCAGGACUCCAUUGAGCGGGAGACGGAUCUGAAGGACCAGCUAAAGUUUGCCGAAGAAGAGCUUCAGCGACUCGGGGCCAAGCGUGUUCAAUUCAGUUGCGGCACUCAGACCACACCCGAGCUGCCGCUCGAGGCGUUUGCCUUUCCGCGUGCCACUCAGACGGCGGCCAUAGAGCAGUGCGAUGCCAACACCAGCACGGAGAUGUCCGGACCCUUAGCUGAGGCUCACAGCCAAACCGAUUUCGAAUCGAUUGCCAGAAAUGCAUCGUGCGAACGGGAGACGACUCCGUCGCCAUUUGUGUCGCUCUUUGCACCCUCCACAUCCGGCAGAGUGGGCCAAUCGCGUUCUCUGCUCUUCCCCAGUGCCAUUUCGCAUGUUCUUCUGAAUGGAACAGCACGCAAGCUGAGUCCCACACCACAUGCCCAUCGACUGGCGCCCGAGGUGCAUGCGGAUCGUGAUGAGGGCAUCUCCGACGAGGAUGAUCCAGCCGAACUGCGCAUCCUGCUGGAGCUCAACGAGCAGGAGGCCUCGAUAUUGCGCCUCAAAGUGGAGGAUCUGGAGAAGGAGAAUGCCGAGUCCAAGAAAUAUGUGCGCGAACUGCAGGCCAAACUGCGACCGGAGGCUUCUAAUGGCAGCAAAUCAUCGCUGCUCAGCUUUGGCAGCUCCGCCUCCAGUGCGGCCGAAAAGAAGCUGAAAACCCUGAGCGAAGAGUUGACGCAGCUGCGGAAGAGCCUGCAGGACAAGGAGCAGACAGUGGACACCCUGAAGGAGCAGCUGAGCAAACUGAGCAGCCUGGAAACGGAGAACGACAAGCUGUCGAAGGAGAACAAGCGUCUGCAGACGCUGCGCAAGGCCAACGAGAAGACGGGCGAGGCGGAUCUGUCCAAGAUGAAGGAGACUCUGACGGUGGCCCAGCGGGAGAGGGAUGAGCUGACGGCCAGGCUGAAGCGGAUGCAGCUGGAGGCCGAUGCCAAGUUGCCGGCACGCACAGCCAAGCGGGUCAACGACCUGACGCCGAAGAGUCAUCUGAAAAAGUGGGUGGAAGAGCUGGAGGACGAGAUCAGCGAGAUGCGGGUGAUGCUCAGUUCGAGUGGCGCCGAUCAGGUCAAGGCCCUAGAAGCAGCCAAGGUAUCGCUCGAAGAGGAGCUGCAAAAGUCCAAGAAAAAGCUGGCCCUGGCCGAGGGCGAUGUCCAGCGACUGAAGCUCGUUAGUGGCUCAAGCAGCAAGGUCACCGAUCUGGAGCAGAAGCUGAAGCGCAGCGAUGAGGAUGGCAAGAAGCUCGGCACCAAGCUCAAGGAGCUGGAGGAGAAGCUCAAGAAGCAGGACGUCCAGCUGAAGCAGAGCGAGACAAACAAAUCCACCCUGGAGACACAGAGCAAGCGAGAGAAGGAGAAGCUGUCGAGCCUGGAAAAGGAUCUCGAAAAGCAGGCCAAGGAAAAGGAGAAGCUAGAGUCCAAGAUCCUCCAGCUGGAUACGGAUCUUCUGGCAGCCAAGAAGGCCGCGGAGAAGACCAAAUCCAGUCUGGAGAAGGACAUCAAGGAUCUGAAGACCAAGGCCAGUAAAUCGGACAGCAAACAGGUGCAGGACCUCAAAAAGCAGGUCGAGGACAUCCAGACUUCGCUCAGCGCCGAACAGAAGCGCAACGAGGAUCUCAACACCCACUGGGAGAAGCUGUCCGAGGAGACAAUCCUAAUGCGGGCACAGCUCACCACCGAGAAGCAGAACCUCCAGGCCGAACUCAAUGCCAGCAAGCAGAAAAUAUCGGAAAUGGACACCAUACGCAUCGAACGCACCGACAUGGCCCGCAAGCUGAACGAGGCGCAGAAAAAGAUUGCCGAACUGCAGGCCAAGACCCUAAAGACCGGCAACAGCAGCGACCACGAGCGUAGCAUGCUCAAGAACAAGCUGGCCGAGAAGGAGCACGAGUACGAGCGUCUGCGCAGGGAGAACGAGAUGAACAUCGAUCUGGUGUUCCAGCUGCGCAAGGACAACGAUGAUCUCAAUGGCAAACUGAGCGACUACAAUCGGAUCGAGCAGGCGCAGGUCUCGCUCAACGGACACGGCGCCAGAAGGGAUGCAGAGAUCAGGGAGCUAAAGGAGAAAGUACAGAGCACCGAGCUGCAGAUGAAAUCCGAGGUGGCCACCACACGUCUGAGAUACGAGCAACGUAAGAAUCUCAGCGGAGAGCUCAAUUCGAUGCAGCGGCAAUGUGAACGCUUCAAGAAGGAUCGCGACGCCUUCAAGCAGAUGUUAGAGGUGGCACAGAAGAAGAUCGGUGAUCUGAAGGCCAACAAUACGGGCAGACAGAGCCGGGGAUCCAUGCACAGCAGCGAUGAUGAUGACAAAAGCAAGAUUGCCUAUCUGGAGCAACAGAUUGGUCAUCUGGAGGAUCAGUUGGUGGAGUCACGCCUGGAGGGUAGCAAGGUGAAGACGGAGCUCGUGUCCGAGCGCAGCGCCAACGAGAUCAAGAUAUCGGAGAUGCAGUCGAAGCUGAACGAGUUCGAAGAGGAACGCGUCAUUGGCUCCGGGAGCACAAAGCUGCCGGGCAUGAAGACAAAGCUGGAGUUGUCCUGGCAGAAGGAGCGCGAGGAUCAGCAACGGCUGUUGCAAGAGACCUCCACCCUGGCCCGGGAUCUGCGACAGACUCUGUUCGAGGUGGAGCGCGAGCGGGACAAGGAGCGGCUGGAGUCCAAGCGUAAGCUGGAUCAGAUCAAGCGAGCCACCGAAGAGGAAAUGGAGGAGGGACGCAAGAAGAUCGCCGAGCUGCAGUGCGAUCUCCUCGAGCUGCGUGACGUCCAUGCCAAGCUGCGCACCUCCAAUGAGAAGCUAAGACGCGAACGCGAACGCUACGAGAAGGAACUGAUCAAGCGUCGCAUGGAGGCGGAUGGCGGUGAUCGCAAAGUGGGCGCCCUUCUGCAGACCGUUGACGAGCUGGUGAAGAUCGCUCCAGACCUGAAAAUGGCCCGAAGCAGCUACGACAACACCCUGCGUCCGGAGCAGCCGAAUGUGCGACGCAGUCGCAGUCCCUCGCCCACGCUGAGCAGCACACAGAUCAGCACCGUGCUGGCCCGGCUGGCCGAGGCCUCCGAGGAGCUGCGCAAGUUCCAGCGGCUGAACGAGGACGAGCAGGAGCGCAGUCGCAUACGGCGGGGCAAUCUGCGACGUGCUGCCUCGCAGGAGAACGAUCACCAUGGCAGCACCAGUUCGGUGGCCAGUGGGGCGGGCUCCCAGCGGGGCGGCGGUGGUCGUUUGUCCCGGAAUUCGGGCAACAAUGGCAGCCUCAUACGCAAGAGCCUGUCGCUGGACCACUCCAUACAAAGGGAUCAGAACAUUUGGCGCCAGGACGAUGGCAGUGUGUCCUCGAUGCAGUCCAUUGACUCUGAGCUGGGCGGUCUGGUGCGUGACUCCAGCCUGGACUCACGCCUCGACUCGCGCCUGUCUGGGGGCUCCACACAGAGCGACAUACCGCGAGGGCCACGAAAAAAGAAGAAGGGCAUCAUGGGCAAGCUGCGCAGCCUGACCAAAAGCAGUCGCAAUUCCGAGAGUGAAAUAUCGAUUCAAGGAUCCGACUCUGACAUCAGCGUUGCCAGCGACAUGAGAUCCAGCAAGAAGGAUCUGCGCGGACGUCUCUCUGGCAUGUUCAAGCGCUCGGGCUCGAACUCACGCAGCGAGAGCAUGGAACGGCCCGGCACCGAACACAGGCCAGUGGCCGUCACCGUUGUGGGACAUCCCGAUGGGCCCCAGCCCCGCGAGCCACCGCCUGCCAAUUCCCUGACACCCAGACCCAUACGUUCGAUCCCGAAACCGCCCAGUGGCACCAGUCCCGCCACACCCAGACGCCGUGUAGCCAAGUAGUAGUCAUCACAUCGAUUCGUAGGAUUCAUUCUAAUCAUAGCCAUACAAAUGUUCGUUCAAAUCACUCCCCCCAACUGCAGUUUACCAGACCCCACCCCUAUCAUGCCAUUUCAUUAGAUUUAUUCGUUGAUUUUUAAUGAUUUUACUUGAUUUUUAGUUUUUUUUAUGAAAUCUGCAACAAAAAUA